UCAGUAGCUUGUUCAACUUCGCUUCACGUUCGCGAACGUGAGAGAGAGACUAUUUUCUCGUCAUCCAAACACCCACACUUUCUGGAUAUAUUCUUCCGAGUCCAACAACUCACACUUAUUUUCAACAAUUCUUUUUUCUCUCAUACUCUCUCUCCCUCGGAUUUUCCCACCCUCCUUCAUUCACUGACUCACUUUCUCCCUCCUCUUUUUUCCCUCAUUGUCAAUUUAUUCUGACAUAAACUUUUAUUACUCAAAAAAUCAAAUUUUCCGAUUAAUACAAUUUAUUUAAAAUACUUUUUUUUCUUUUUUUUUCUGAAAAAGAAAAAAAUGUAAUUCUUUAAUGGAGGAGGGGGAAUUAUGCCAAAUUGGAUUUCGUGGGAGUUAUUUUUGAAGAUUUGUCAAGUUUUGUUGAUUAUUUUGUUCUACUUGUUAUUGAUAUAAUUUAAUUUGUAAAAAUUUGAAGAGUGAAAUUGAAGGGGGAGAAAAAAAACGUGCAACUGUAACUAAAGUCGCAUGAGAAGUGCUACAGUUCUAUAAUGUAUAAUAUACUCGACAGUAAUUGUAUGUGGAUCCGUGUUUCUUGAGUCAGUCGUCUCGUAACACGCGUCAGCCUCAAUCAGAUAUUCUUGUCUUUUGCUUCAUCGACUUCUGGUCUCACCUCACUGCACACUUGUGUGAAAUCAAAACACGACUACUUAUUAUUCGAAAGUGAUCCUCAUAUUAUACGGAUUUGAUACUUUUCUCUGUAAUUCCGAAUGGAACCACCGAGGGUAUAUUUCAAACAAUGCUGAAAAAAUUCAACCUUAAAGGAGUUAUUUAAAUUUUGAAAAAAUUUCCACGAUGCCUUGAAAUCUCCGUCCUUUUUUGCUAAAAUAAAAAAAAAAAGAAUAAAAAUUAUUGUCAUCAAUAUUGUGCGUAAACAUUACGCAGAAUGAAAUCUUCUCUUCGCCGAAAGAAAUCACUUAUGAAGGGUCAAAAUAUUCGGCAAAAGACGAGACCCCUACAUUUUUGGAAUAAUUCAACAUCAAGUAGUAUUCUCAAGAGGAAAAUUAGAUUUGACAUCUAGUAAAAUUUUUGCUAGAAAAAUAAAGUACACGCGCAAUUGUGCGUGUAUUCUUCGACAAUUCGUAUGGCGAUAAUUUUAAAUGCAAUCGACACUUGGAUUCAAUGUCGUAAAAUAAUUUAUUGCUCACACUGACUGAAAGAAUAAAUUCGUCAUCACAAAUUGAAGCUCAAAAUUAUCCAUUAAUGAAUCGAGUUCGCUUUGGAUAAUUUUUCUUUUGCCUUAAUUUAUCGGUUUUGUAAAAAAUUAUUUUUAUGAAACAAUUAUUAUAAAAUAAUUUCUAAUAAAAAAAAAUUUUUAUAAAAUUAUUUCUAUAAAAUAAUUUUUAUAAAAUAAUUUUUUUAAAGAAAAGUAAAUUGCGAUUUAGAGAUUUUAUAAUGGAAGCUUCUGCUGUUCCUCAUUUGGGACAAGCGGCGUCUGCCGCGUGUUCUAUGGCAACAACUUUUCUCGCACCAGUGAAAACUGAGAGGCAAAUUUAUGAAAAUUCAAUGCUUGAAGAUGAUCCGAAUGCUAAUUCGGUUGUUCCCAGUUUAGUUGAGGACGAGGAUGAUAUGAAAACGCCGAGAUGGGGACCUAGUCAUAGAGGAGCUCAGGAGCUGGCAAAUUUAUACAGUACAGGUAAAAGAACACAAGAAUGCGUCUGUCUUGGAGUUUGUAUAACAUUAAUGGCUGUCAAUUCAUUUUUUAUUCUCGUUCGAAUAAGAUUGGAAAAUUUGAGUUCAAUUGCGAUUGCAGCAUUAUGUGGAGUUGUUACCGCCGAUUUUGCCUCUGGUUUCGUUCACUGGGCAGCUGACACCUGGGGAUCUGUGGAAUUACCAAUUUUAGGAAAAAAUUUUAUAAGACCUUUUCGGGAACAUCAUAUUGAUCCAACAAGUAUAACCAGACACGAUUUUAUAGAAACAAAUGGUGACAAUUUUAUGGUCACGAUACCAUUUCUCUGCAAAUUAACAUGGGACUUUCUCACCCUCUCAGAAUCGGAAAUUCAAAUGCGAUUUGUCUGGACGUGUUAUUGGUUUCAACUUGCAAUUUUUGUUGCAAUGACGAAUCAGAUACACAAAUGGUCACAUACGUAUUUUGGACUUCCGAGCUGGGUCGUGUGGCUCCAGGAACAUCGAAUAAUUUUACCAAGAAGACAUCAUCGUGUUCAUCAUGUCGCACCACACGAGACAUAUUUUUGUAUCACAACAGGAUGGUUAAAUUGGCCUCUAGAAAAACUCCAAUUUUGGUGUACACUUGAAAUAAUAAUUGAAAAAACAACAGGUUGUAAGCCAAGAGCUGACGAUAUGAAAUGGGCGCAAAAACGCUCUUGAGAUUAAAAACAAACAAAAAAUAGAUAAAAUAAGAAAGAAUAAUAUAUAUAAACUUAGUCAUAUUUUUUAUCUCAACUUUUACAUGUUUAGAAAAGGAAUACAUUAUUAUGUAUAUAUAUUUAAAGCACCGCAAUGAAAAAGACAAACUGACUAUGAAAAUUAACUAAUUUCUCAAAUAUUUUUCAAAAAAGAAAGUCCUAUCGAUUAGAUCUUUAUUUUUUUAAUCGUAUUAUACGUCCAUGGAAAUAAUUAAAUUUAUAAAAAUAAUUUAAUUUACAA
This is a messenger RNA of Leptopilina heterotoma, 2652 nucleotides long. RefSeq names its product plasmanylethanolamine desaturase (gene Kua). The record is from RefSeq and is a predicted model, not a curated record. The transcript is spliced from 5 exons. The coding region runs from base 1441 to 2373 and encodes 310 amino acids. Gene Ontology annotation, molecular function: oxidoreductase activity. Lineage: Eukaryota; Metazoa; Arthropoda; Insecta; Hymenoptera; Figitidae.